Molecule: messenger RNA, 1740 nt
Organism: Nymphaea colorata (pocket water lily)
Lineage: Eukaryota; Viridiplantae; Streptophyta; Magnoliopsida; Nymphaeales; Nymphaeaceae
Product: homeobox-leucine zipper protein ATHB-6-like
Exons: 3
Coding region: 515-1516 (333 amino acids)
Biological process (GO): positive regulation of DNA-templated transcription
Cellular component (GO): nucleus
Molecular function (GO): DNA-binding transcription factor activity, RNA polymerase II-specific; sequence-specific DNA binding
Source: RefSeq, a predicted model, not a curated record
GAGAUAUAAUAGUAAAGCACAUACAGAGGGAGAGAGAAAAGGAGAGAACGGUUGAUUUGUAAAUACUAGGGCCCUCUCUCUCUCAUUCUUUCUCCAGCAAUAGUUUUUCUCUCCCCCUUCCCCAUUUUCCACAGGAAAGAGCAAAUCUCAGUGAGCAGUAGUAUGGUUGACAAGGGUAGGCAGGUGAUAAGCCACUUCAUGAUUCAUUCGUCUUCCUGCUCGAUCCUUCCCUCCUGACGGGAACUGCUGAAGGCAGCAAGAUGGAGAGCCCAUAAGGAAUGGUUCCAGCAGCUUCGCAAGGAUUCACACACCUCCAUGCUUCCUUGGCUGUUGCCCUCAUAUGCUUUUCCACAUGGGUUCCGCUUCAGCCGCGGCUUCCCAUUAGCUAGAAGCAAGAGGAACCGUCACCCACAAAGCACAGAAAAAUCAUAAUUAAGUUACCGCUCUUCCUUUCCAUAUAUAAAACGCAUACCUAUAUAUACUAUAUACACCCAUAUAUAUCUUUUCCACAGCCAUGAAAAGAAUGGGAAGCUCAGGCUCUUUGGGAGGCUUGCUCCCUGUCUGUCCAAAUUCAGAAGAGAAGGAUGGAGGAGGAGGAAGAGUUGGAAGCAGCUAUGGCAGGAAUUUCCAGACUUUGAUGGAUGGUUUUGCAGACGAGGAAGACUGUGGUGAAGAAGGAGGUCAUAUUGCAGAGAAGAAGAGGCGCCUGACGGUGGAUCAGGUGAAGGCGUUGGAGAGGAGCUUUGAGCAGGACAACAAGCUCGAGCCCGAGAGGAAAGUUAAGCUUGCUAAGGAGCUGGCGCUGCAGCCCAGACAGGUCGCCGUGUGGUUCCAGAACAGGAGAGCCCGGUGGAAGACGAAGCAAUUGGAGAGGGACUACAGCACGCUCAAGGCAAACUACGAGGCUCUUGUGAAUAGCUACGAAUCGCUUCAGAAGGAAAAAGAGACGCUCGUCCAGGAGGUGAGAGAGCUGAAGGAGAAGCUAGAAGAGUCGGGCGUUGAGGCAAGGCACUCGGAGAUCCCCCGAGAAGAGAAUGAAAUGGCAGGAAAAGGCGAGACUAGAGCAACAGAACAGAGCAAAGACGUUCUUCUUGCGAAUGAAUCCUUCAAGCUACACGCCAUCACUGUUGAUAAUCGGAAGCCCACUGUCGCUGGUAGCCCUCAUCCUGAUUCCAUCUUCGGCGAUGUGAAGGAUAGCUCGGACAGCGACUCUAGCGCGAUCCUGAACGACGAGAACAGCCCUGAAGGAAUGCACAUUGAAGCAGCAGACGCAGCAGCGGAGUUCUUCCCGCAGCCACUCCUCAACCCGCCAUUCGAGAUCAACUUCUCGCUGUCCGCUUCGCCACCUCUAUCAUCUUCAUCACCAUCAUCAUCGUCUCUUUCUUCUCACAGAUCCUUCCACCAGUUCCUAAGGAUCGACGACCACAACUUCCUCAACUCCGAAGAGUCGUGCCACUUGUUCCCCGAGGAGCAGCCCGCGUCUCUGCCCUGGUACUUGUCCGACCAAUGGACGUAAGAGGAAGAGGGAGAGACGGAAAGAGACUAGAAAAACAAGCGGAGGGUAGAAUCAAGGAGCAAAAGAGAGAGGCUCUGUAAAGUUGCAUCAUUGUAACUAUCUUGUUUUGUCAAUGGCUGUACAAAAUUUUCCUAGUGAGAAAACGGAAGAAGUGAUGCAAGGGAAGGAAUGUGAAUAAACAAAUGCGGACCGGGAAAUAAAAAAGUCGGACAGCUUCUGAAGUC